This is a messenger RNA of Cladophialophora immunda, 3320 nucleotides long. RefSeq lists its product as uncharacterized. The transcript has 2 exons. Bases 94 to 3198 code for a protein of 1034 amino acids. The record is from RefSeq and is a predicted model, not a curated record. Gene Ontology annotation, cellular component: cytosol. NCBI's taxonomy places the organism in Eukaryota, Fungi, Ascomycota, Eurotiomycetes, Chaetothyriales, Herpotrichiellaceae.
GUUUGGCAACCAGGUCCCCCGUCAAGAAAUCACACAAAAAAUUGACUGCGCGAUAUACUGAGGUUACGACGACUAUGACUGCCAGCUAUCAGCAUGAGCGCCUCGUUACUCUUGCAGCUAGUCCUCACCGGCACUCAAACUCACUACGAAAGCCCAGGGUUGAUCGAUGAGAAGAGAUUGGAGCACCUGUUGAUCGCUGGUAAACAAAUUCUCUACAAGUCGCAUCAAGAGAGCGAUGUCCGAUCUGCGCUGGGGUUCAACCCUCGAAUAUGGGAGGGCCUGACAACAGUCCUGAAAUACGCCCUCCCGGCCCUGGAACAACAGUCCUUCACCUACAAGCACCCUCCGCAUCUAGGCUUUGGCGGCAGCAGCUCCGAACUCAUUGCAGCUCAUUACCUCAGCCUUGUCAAGGACAUCGAACGCUUGAAUGAUCUCUGUACCAUCGCGCGCAAUCUCCUUGCUACCACCAAAAAGGCCCAGAAUCUCGCGGCCGAGAAAGGAUUCGACCAACAGAUCCUGAGGCUCAUCGAUGUCUGUGUUAAGGUCACAGCUCGGGGUUUCGACGGUGAGGCGAACCCUCGGAAUGAGGAGAGAUGGCAAAAGGUGGUGAAUCUGUACAAGAGGCUGUUGAUCACCUGUCUGCAGUUCUUGCACAAUUUUAUCAUGCACAAUGAGCAGCGAAAAUUGGUUCUGUGGCUGGAUCUGUUCGGUCAGUCCCAGGCAAAUGAGUUUGACGACCAAAGCAGUCAACCAGACCAGCAGACGGUCGAAGAUGAAGGCAAAGACCACGCUGCCAAGCAAGACAGGAUUAGGUCAACCGUCGAGAAACUACCGCGAAGAGUGGGUCGACUUGCGAUGGAAGGAGAUGACCCGGGGUACAAUAUUGACGAUGUCCAUGCUCUGUUUGACCUGAUGAGCACCAACAAGGAGCCGGACGAGCAGACUCAAAAGGCGGCCAAGGUGCUUAUGGACAAGAUCAGAUCUGACAUGGAAACCCUGUCCGGUAUGAACGCGAAUCAACUGGAUGAUAGCCCGGAUGUGCUGUUGAAAGUAGGAGCGGAACUGCGUGCUUGGUUACAGACCAAGGAAGACGUUGCUGCCACCGAGACCCAUUCUUCGCAAGUCAAGCAGGUUGCCGAGAAGAUCAUGGCUCUGACCCAGGUCAAUGGCUACAAACCUAGUGGCAAAGCACGAGAUUCGCACUGGAGCGAUCUACCCGAGCCCGGUUCGUAUGGCGACCUGAAUGAGUCCGCCCAGGAUUUGACAGCAGAAGAUCUCAGCAUGCCCCGAACCGCCCAGUCUGCGGCUGCCACGUUGAAAGAGGCAAAGGACGAACUCAUGGCUCGGUUGCAUCCGCGGCCUCCUCCCAUGACCGAUUACGACGGACCGGAAUAUGACGACGAUGUCGAUCCGGAGGAAUAUGAACUCGAGGAUGACGAAGACGAUCUCAUCAGCGUUGGAGACAGUAUGGAAGACGACGAUUACCGUGGUUCAGGGGAUCAAGAACGCGGCCUCCUUACCGAUGUUCCCCUCGUCCUUGGGCCGACGGAAAUCGAAGCAUUACCUAUGAUCAUCCAGGCAGGCAUUGUGGACAAUUUCGGCUCGAAGAACGGUACUACUGCUCAUCAGCAGGGUCUUAAAAAUAUGCAAGCGGUUCGCUGUCACAUCUUGCUUGCUCAAGAAGCAGGACGUAACGUACUGCGGGAGUUGUUGAUAUUCAUCGCUGCGUGGGAUUUGCCGGAUGAUGAAUUCUACUUCAAAAUGAUGGUGCAGAUCAUGGAAGCCAUCCUGAAGAACGGGUUGAUGCCCCACGCGUAUGCGGACUUUGGGCAACCCAAAGACAUCAUCUCCCCGGCGCAAGCUGUUGUCAUCAAGAUUCUAACACACAUCUUCCGCGCGAAAUAUAGUCCUCCUUCAGCGGCGCAGCAGCAACAGAAUGCGACGGGCGAACAACCACCUGCAGCACCGCAGCAGAAACCUCGCCCAAGUCCCUCCCCGCUCAGCCGUGUGGAUGUCCUCACCGUCCGUUAUAUUUUCAUUGUCUUCCGAGGCAACAUCAUCCCUGAAACCUGCGCCCUUAUCUACCUCCAAGGCCAAAUUCGCGCUGGCCUCGCACUUGCAGAGGACUUCCCCCUGAACUUGUGGGACAUGGAACGUGUGUACGAAGGCGUGUACCAGUUUCUGGAAUUCUUUGCAGUACUCACGGAGAACAAUGACUGGAAGAAGUUGUUGGUACAGUGGGAGAUUGUGUAUGAUUUGGUGACAUUGAUAAAGGAGCUGGAUCAAAGUAUUGCGAAAGUCGGAUUAACGCAAUCGAUGCCUCCUCCAGCGACAGGUGCGAAUGGGAAUGGGAAUGUAAAGGUGACGAAUGGAAGUGAACCACCAAGCACAGCCGGGGUCGAACUUCCGGAGCAAGCAUCAACACUUCCUGCGCACGUUGCCGUCGAAAGACCGUACGAUACUGGCGUCACGGAGGAAGCAUCUGCGCAACCGAAUGGCACACCAGCAAUCGCUGAAUCGCUCCCACAACCGCCGAAUGACCUACCUUCACCGUCACCCCCUGCGCAAGCCCCUCCCGCAGCCACAACUGUGACCGAGGAACCGGCAGAUUUCGAAUGGCGUAACCUCAAGAAACUGAUCGUGCUGGUGCUGUCGAGUUUGGUGUGGAAGUCGCCGACAGUGCAAAAUCAGAUCCGGGAGUAUGGGGGAGUUGAGACGAUCCUGAGUUGUACAACCUACGACGCAUGCAACCCCUACAUUAAAGAACACGCCGUGAUGUGUCUCAAGUUCCUCCUGGAGAACAAUCCCGAAAACCAAGCGCUUGUUUCUUCCCUCGAGGCCAGAGAGAUUGUCCCUCCGCCCGGUGAAAAGGACGCAGAGAUUGUCCGGGAGACGACCGAGCGGCUGGGGCUGGAGGUGCGUCUGGGAAGUGACGGGAGGGCGAGGGUUGUCCGACGGGAUGGCGCUCCAGGACACAUGGCGAGAAGAGGAGUGGCUGCGGACAGAGGCCCGGGUACCAGGAGUGGGAGGAUCGAGGAAGUGGGAGACGACUAUGACGAGAUCGAGGCGUUGGGCUUGCCGGUCAAUGGAGACGAUGCUGCCGGCAGGGAUAAAGGGAAAGGCAAAGAGCGCGCGGUGGAUCUGGAUGUUGGCGGCGGUGGAGGCGAUGCUGAUGAUCAAGAGAUUGAAUUCAUGUGAAUGACCACCACUUGCGGCCGACAUAGAGGAUAAGAUGAGAGUAGAUAGCUGCUAGAGUAAACGGGAUUAACUGUACAUUGACCGAGGUAUGGUGAUAAUUCUAUGAAGCUACAUUUAACCUG